AAAUUUUAAUAAGAUUGCAUUCGACCAAAUUACUUCAUAUUAUAACACAAAAUAAAUAUAUUUUAAAUAACAUAUCGUUACAAUAUUGUAAACAUGGCUACAGCUGGUAUAAAUAAUAAUGAUAAUACAGAAUUAUAAUAAUUAAUGACCUUUUAAACACAAAAUCGUUUAAAUUAAAAAAAAUAACUGUUAAAACCCAAAGGGGAGACUUCUGUAAACAGGAAUUGUGGUAACCAUAGUAACUUUCGAACGCGUUCAGCCAAUCAGAUCGCUGGCCUGUCGGCGUAGGUUCUCCAUAGUGACGCGCUACGCCAUCUUGCAUUCAGCAAGCUUCGAGCUCAACAGAAACGCAGUUCGCGCUCCGCCGCCACACCGAGUGAGAUUUCGGAGAAAUGAACAGUCAGAGCUCCCGCAACGAAACGGCAGCUGCCGCGGUCAACGGCUCCGACUCAACGGCAGCGGCUCCGCGAGACCGCAAAACCGGAGGCGGUGUUCUGAAAAGGCUGAAAUCGCGAAGAAAUCAAGUGGACCGACGGCCUGUAACGGAGGAAGAGCUGCGGGCGCUGGGGAGAGACAUCACUCCGGAUGAAGUUUUGGGACUCCGCGCAGUCACUCGCGACUAUCUGUGUAAACCUGAGGACAACAUCUACAACAUUGACUUCACACGGUUUAAGAUCAGAGACCUGGAGACGGGGACAGUGCUUUUUGAGAUUGCCAAACCGCCACAGUGUGACCUCGAUGAAGAGGACGAGGAGAACGGAGAGGUUGACACCAGUGCCGGGCGUUUCGUUCGUUACCAGUUCACACCUGCGUUCCUUAAGUUACGAACGGUCGGAGCCACGGUGGAGUUCACAGUUGGCGAUCGACCUGUUACCAAUUUCAGAAUGAUUGAGAGGCAUUAUUUUCAAGACCGCCUUUUGAAGAGUUUUGACUUUGACUUUGGCUUCUGUAUCCCGAACAGCCGGAACACGUGUGAACACAUUUAUGAGUUUCCUCAGCUCCCAGAUGACCUCAUUCGAUUGAUGAUUGAGCACCCGUACGAGACUAGAUCAGACAGCUUCUACUUUGUGGACAACAAACUCAUCAUGCACAACAAAGCAGACUACGCUUACAACGGGGGCCAGUAGUGCCUCUUCCACAGGAAACCUGACGACUGUUUGUUGGAGUGACCGCGUGGUUUGCGUGGAAUGCAAAUACAGGAGCGCCUCUCACUACCAGCAGCACACGGUAUUGUCACCAGCAUUACGAUCUGGCACCAUCGACCCACUCAACUGGAAAUGACCGUCCUUCAGUCAAGUUCCUGCAUUCCUCAGACAGCGCGCACUACUUGUGGGUUUGGCCAAAAAAAAAAAGCGGAGCCUUUCUCCUCCGCCACACUUGACUAGCCGGAACUGAAGGGUUGUGCCGUCAUCCUGUUUUAGGACGACUGCAAGUUUAGUUUCGUAGCCUUUGUUGUCUUACUUCCUGCACACACCACCUUUUGUCCUGUUUUGUGAAAUUUUGUGUUAACAAACUAAACCUUGAAUGUUUAAAUGGGGUCUUUCUAAAUGUGUUAAAAAGAAGCAAUCCUAGCACAUGCGUCUUUGGUUAUUAAACAAAAAGUGGGCUUUUGCACAGAUUUGCGGUUAUUGUUGCGGUUAUUAAAAUGAUAGAACAGAGUUUGUUUAGCCAAUGCUGAGUUAAAGAGGAUGUGAUCUGUUUGUUUUUUAAACGUGUGUGUGUGUGUGUGUGUGUGUGUGUGUGACCGUAACCUUAAAACAGCUGGUGAUAAUUUUUUUUAUAGUUUUAACCACACUACCGUUUGAAAGUUUGGGUUCAGUAAUAUUUUUAAUGUCUUGGAAGCCUUUUAUGUUCACAAAGGCUGCGUUUAUUUGAUCAGAAAUACAGUAAAAGCAGUAAUUUUAUGUAAACAAGUUUAUAAAAAUAUAUUGUAUAAUAUAUUGUAAAUGUAAAUUCCUAUGAUCGUUCACGUCAAGAAAGAUAACUAUAAAAAUAAUAUCAACGUUGUCUGUUAGACCUAAACGCGCACUCUAGCUCUUGAUAACAGGAUGGAUUCUGAUUGGCUGUCAGUGUUUGUAUCAUUCAUCAACUGGAAAAAAGUUCUGAAAGCGUUUCCAAGGAUAUCGUUUCUCUGUGCCAUGGUUGCGGUAUGGAUUCUGCUGUGUUUCUAAUAUUGAGAACAAUUUUUAUAACUAUAUUGUUAUUGUCCUUGGCGUGAACGGGCCUUUGGAAAUAAUUCUAAUUUGCUGAUUUGCUGAAACCAUGAUGCAUUGAUUAACUUUCGCGAGCGGCGUUCAUUUGAAAUAGAACAAAAAAAAUUUUUUUACUGUCACUUUUGAUCAAUUUAAUGCAUCCUUGCUCAAUUAAACAUAUUAAAACUGCACUGACCCCAAAUUUUUAAACCCUAAACUGACCCUAUGUAGAAAUCAAGAUUGUGUUCAUUCAACAGGAAUCCUCUUUAGUUCUUUUGUUUUUAUUGUUGUUGUUUUUUUUAUCUGACAAAAAAAUGAGUUUUUGAAGGUAUGUAGUAUCAGUCCUUUACGGAUUUGGAAAGCAUACAUGGCCGUACACUGUGGGGUUCACAGGACAUCUGUCUUUGUCAUGUACGAGGGCUUUCGAUGUCGGUCUCAGCUGUGCAUACAGAAACCCUGUUUUCACUCGUGUCACACACAGAGAGGGUUGGGAUUCCCAACAUGGUGUCCUUGUGCACCUUUCAAGCUGUUUAGCCUUUAUAAGAGCUUUGAUGUUUACCUUUGAUCUAAUUCAACAUGCUGCGUAAUAGCGGCUGGGGUUUGGGAGGAACGUAAAUUUAGAGGCCUCUGACUUUACAUAUUUAAUCAAUAUCAACUUGUUUUGAUCGGCGUACGAUCAAAGCCAAUCAUGUUACAGUUGCAAAACACCCAUUGUUGUUCAUUGACAGUCGGUCCAUUCGCAAACAAGUCCGUUGACUUGCUUAUAUUAAGUGUCCUUAAGAAAGAUGAGACUAAAGGACCAAUGUUUGUGAAGUAUUUGUGGUUGCAUGUGUCUAAUGCCUUACUUGUGCCGUUUACAUAGGUCUGUGUUGACAUGCUGUAAUUUGCAUUGAGAGAUUUACCGCAGAUUUAGGUCUGUGUGUUAGUUUUACUACAAACUGCAUAAGUGAUCAAAUAUUUGGUUUUAUUCCUAUUAAUUCUCCUCACACGUAAAAGUCUCCCUUGCUGAGAGCUAAAACAGAGUGUCUUCAUAUUCCUUCGUCACUACAAAGAUGGUGGUUUUGAUCUAUAUCAUGGACACUAAUGUGUGGAUUUAGUCAUAGCAGUAAUUUUAGGACUCCUGCCCAUGCUUUACGUUUGUUGUGUAACAUGUCAACUGGAAUAGGUUUGUCUUUGUAUUUAGCCAAUUAUGUCAGGGUUUUUUUUUUUUUUUGUAAUGAAGCCUGUAUCAGGACUCUUCUAAUGAAAUAUUUCAUAAUAUGACAUUCUUUAACACAGCAUUCUGCUAAAAUAAUUUGUAUAGAUAAGACGGAUGGUAGAGACUGGGCGCAUUAAACUUUAAAGAAACAUAUUCAUUAACGACGAGCGAUGCUGAUGGGUUUUACGAUUGUUUACAUUAAUUAUUCAUUUAAAAUAAAUUCCUUUACAUUUUUAGCCCUGAUGUCACCCAUGUGUUCAGAGAUCUAGGCCCUUGGUUUAAAGAGGUGGCCAAGAUCAACUGCAGACGCAGGCAAGUGUGCCCCGAUUUACUCUGUUUUUCAGAAUUGUAGGAACAUUGUAUUAUACUGUAUAAUGAAAUAGGAAUUAUGUCCAGAUGUGGAAGGGGGAUUUUGUUCAGAAAAAUAAAUAAAAUGCAUUUUAU
Puntigrus tetrazona (Sumatra barb) is the source of this 3834-nucleotide messenger RNA. RefSeq names its product unc-119 homolog 1 (gene unc119b). Lineage: Eukaryota; Metazoa; Chordata; Actinopteri; Cypriniformes; Cyprinidae. The record is from RefSeq and is a predicted model, not a curated record. Gene Ontology annotation, molecular function: lipid binding. Gene Ontology annotation, cellular component: cilium. The coding region runs from base 393 to 1127 and encodes 244 amino acids. Gene Ontology annotation, biological process: nervous system development; cilium assembly; lipoprotein transport. The transcript has 5 exons.